Perkinsus marinus ATCC 50983 is the source of this 468-nucleotide messenger RNA. RefSeq lists its product as hypothetical. The record is from RefSeq and is a predicted model, not a curated record. NCBI's taxonomy places the organism in Eukaryota, Perkinsozoa, Perkinsida, Perkinsidae. The transcript is spliced from 4 exons. Bases 1 to 468 code for a protein of 155 amino acids.
AUGAUCUUAGAGGAUAAUGAGAAUAGGGGUAUGGGGUAUAUAGAAGAGAAUAAUAACAGAAAGAAUGGUGAGGAGGAGAUAUCUAGUACUAGGCAUUACAAUACAAUACAAUCAUCAUCAUCAAUAUCAUCAUCUGUAGCAUCAUUACAUAAUUAUUAUAAUAGAGACACUCCUGAAAGCCUAAAGGCAGCACGAAGAAGUGUAUUGGAAGCUGUAAAAGCAAUGGAUGAGAAAAAUAAGACACUUCUACGGAAUAAGAGUAAUAAUGAUGCUGAUGACGAUGGUUAUAAGAAGAAUAAGAUCAAGAAGGCUGGUCGUGGUCGUGAUAUACUAUUACUUGGCGAAAUGUAUCUACCAUCUAAUGCUGCUGCUGCUUUUACUGGAGGAAGUGGAUACAAUACCAAUGGUUAUAUAGCCACUCAGAUUGCUGUUGAUGCAUUGAAUGGGGAUAUUGCUGUUGGUAAGUAG